UGCGCCCAGCGUGAGCUGGAGGGGCGCCCGUCGGCCGGGUGGGGAAGCGGGGCUAGUUGCAAGAGGCGGCUCCCCGGUUCUUCUAGGGACGCCUUCGUCGGGGGAAGUGGGUGUGAACUUGGCCGCCCGGGGACCCCGGUGGCUGGGGUCCGGGGUGAGGGUACAGGGGAGUAGCCUGUAGCCCCGCACCUAGGGGAGGGGGCUGAGAACGUGAGUUCGCCUAUCCUGACGUGGCCUGGUGACCUGGCGUGGGAAGUGGGAGACGGAGGCCGGAGGCUGCGACCAUGAGGUUAAACCAGAACGUCUCGCUCCUGGGGAAGAAGGUGGUGCUGGUACCCUACACCGCAGAGCAUGUGCCCAGGUACCACGAGUGGAUGAAAUCAGAGGAGCUGCAGCGUUUGACAGCCUCCGAGCCGCUGACCCUGGAGCAGGAGUAUGCGAUGCAGCGCAGCUGGCGGGAAGAUGCGGACAAGUGUACCUUCAUUGUGCUGGAUGCAGCGAAGUGGCAGGCCCAGCCAGGCACCACCGAAGAGAGCUGCAUGGCGGGGGAUGUGAACCUCUUCCUCACAGAUCUAGGGGACCCCUCCUUGGGGGAGAUUGAGGUCAUGAUUGCAGAGCCCAGCUGCAGGGGCAAGGGCUUUGGCACCGAGGCGGCGCUCAUGAUGAUGUCCUAUGGAGUGACCAAGCUAGGUCUGACCAAGUUUGAGGCUAAAAUUGGGCAAGGAAAUGAACCGAGCAUCCGGAUGUUCCAGAAACUUCACUUUGAGCAGGUGGCCGUGAGCAGUGUCUUCCAGGAGGUGACACUCAGACUGACGAUGAGUGAGCCGGAGCGGCAGUGGCUUCUGGAGCAGACCAGCCACGUGGAAGAGAAGCCCUAUAGAGAUGGGUCCUAGGAGCCCGGCUGAGAGCCCUGCACCAGGAAGUGAACGGACCGGGCGGCCCCUCUCCAGGCUGGGGAUCUCCUUUCAGGGCCCUUCACACGCGGGGCAGGACUUGCCUUGGCCUCCCCCAGGCUGGCAGUGGGGCUGAGCGACUCCAGGGAGCCCCUCCUCCCGGCCAAACCUGACUUAGACUCUGAGAACCUGGGGUGGACGGCAGGAAUACACAGGAAGAGGCCGGGUAGAGGCAGAGCUGGAGAUGACGAUGGGGGGUGGGGGUGGCCUGGUGAACAGGCCGGACUUCCCUUUUCCUGGAAAGCCAGCGGUGCCACUCUGGGGCCGAGGCCCUGGCCCGAGUAAAGUGCACUGCACGGCCAGCUUUCCGUUCCUCACUGCCCGUAGCCUGUGUGGAGGUGAGCUGCCAGGAGGCCACCUGCAGCUUCUGUCCCAUCCAGUGUGGGAGCGACAGGGCAGCUCAGUCCUCUGUCUGUCAUCCUGUGGAAGCAGGCUGGCUGGGUGUGGCCCUGAGAGGUUAGGAAAUGAAUGAGGGUGGCCCUGUUGGACAGGAGGCUUGGACAAUGGGCGAGAAUCCUUGCUCCCCUUUCUCUUCUUUGGAGCCAGUUUUGAGUAAAUUAGUUUUGGAUCCAGCUCCUCGUGGCUGGACAGCACCCC
Molecule: messenger RNA, 1550 nt
Organism: Myotis lucifugus (little brown bat)
Lineage: Eukaryota; Metazoa; Chordata; Mammalia; Chiroptera; Vespertilionidae
Gene: NAT9
Product: N-acetyltransferase 9 (putative)
Exons: 7
Coding region: 285-893 (202 amino acids)
Biological process (GO): protein acetylation
Molecular function (GO): N-acetyltransferase activity
Source: RefSeq, a predicted model, not a curated record